Messenger RNA from Phymastichus coffea, 3725 nucleotides. RefSeq lists its product as uncharacterized. Gene Ontology annotation, molecular function: transmembrane transporter activity. Lineage: Eukaryota; Metazoa; Arthropoda; Insecta; Hymenoptera; Eulophidae. Gene Ontology annotation, cellular component: membrane. The transcript is spliced from 8 exons. Gene Ontology annotation, biological process: transmembrane transport. Bases 414 to 1838 code for a protein of 474 amino acids. The record is from RefSeq and is a predicted model, not a curated record.
CAUACAAGCCUCUCACGCACUCUGCAAUCUUUUCGAGCAUCUCAUUCGGUUGGUCCAGUGCUUCAGAUGCAAAGUUGUGGAAACAAAAGAAAAUCUGUUGAAUAAUCUAUUGAUUACAAAAUAAAUUCAAUAUCUAGAAUUUCAGGAACCGUAUGAUAUACAUAGCACAAUUGUUCCCAGCGUGCGGACCAGAGCAUCAUAUCGAUCAGUAGACGCAUGCGCGCUUUACUUUUAGAAAGCCUGGGAAACGCAAGCAGCAAUCGCAAGUCCCGGGAAACAAGCAGUACUGCACUUUGGACGGUCGAAGCAGCAGGUUCUGUGGAGUUCGGCGGGUCAACUGCUGCUCCACUGCGUACUGCGUAGAUUCAAAACAAAGCUCGUAACAGUCGGCACUCACAUUUCAGUUGUUCAUCAUGGUUGCAGUCGUGAGAAAGAAUGUUGCUAAACCGAUUCAGAAGGACAUAAUGAAGGAUCGCACGGAAACCGAUAAAUAUUGGUUUUAUUUAUUCGUCAUCAUCCUGUUUGUUUGGCUUGGAGCGUGUACCUACCUAUGCUGCAAUAAAAACAAGUUUGAACCCUACCUGGGUCACAACUGUCUAUACGAUCAGAAUGGAACUGAUAAGGGCGAUUUCAUUACUAAUAGUCUCUUCAAUAUUGUAAGGCUUGAAGAACAUACCAGAGAAAGCGGCCCUAUCGUCCUGUAUCUAAAUAUAAUUUUCUACGUUUGCCUCUUGCUCUUUGCAAUAUUUGCAAUGUUCCUACGAGUUUAUCAUAAAUAUUGCGGCCAUUGCUUAAUUAUUUGCACCGGCAUACAGAUAGUAUCGAUUAGUUACCGCGGUGGGAUGUUCUUUAAUCACGGCGCAUCGUCGGUUAUACCAUGGAAAGAUGAGUUUCUCUAUUGGGAUAUACCCGAUAUAGUUUCUUUUCUUAUCUGCAUAAUACUGCUAAUCGUCGUUGCGACGCGCAAGGGAAUACAAGUCACGGCUCGUCAUCUGACCAACGCAAUUCGAUUCUAUUACUACCACAUGAAUACACUGAUCUUCGGACUUGUGAUUCUCAUCGUGAUGGGAUGCUUGAUAAUCUACACAUUUGAAACGAUCAAAGGUGUUGGCACUAAAAAUAUCUGUUUAGCAUUGCCGAUGACAGUCCUUCUUGGUAGCAGUUAUUUGUUGCUGCUUCACUAUUACUUCGGUGUCGCGGUGAUUUCACUAACAACUGCUAACAAUUAUUGGAAGCAGGAAGAACGAAAAAUAUCCGCCAAGGAUAUUGCACGUGCAAUUGUCGUGGUUUACAAAUACCACUUUGGGACUAUCUGUUUUAAUGCAACUGGAAUAUUACCCCUAAUUGUCGCAACAGCUACAUUAAUACAAUCGAUCGUUCAAACCGUUCGUACCAAAUCCGGCUUCGCCAAGAAGUACAUUAUGAUGACUUUCUUCUUUUUUGUCGGAGAGUAUUCUACUAUGAUAACGGCUAUAAAUGGCAAAAAUUUCAACGAUGCUACAGCGAGAUUUCUUCAUUUGCCUAUUGAAGCACGACGAGUGGCUAAGAACUUAAGAGAAUGUCAAAUGAUCUGGAUGAUAGUAGGUUUGAUUAUGAUUUCGGUGAACAAUUUAAUGCUCAUAAUUAAAUGGAUGUACUAUGAAGAUGAUCCAUACUUUACACAAGUAGCUAUAUUUUCAUAUGCCAGUAUCAUUUAUCUAUACAUGCCAGUAGCGUUGGUCGUCGACGUUAUCAUGGAUACAAUUUUAUUGUGCGAGGUAGAGAAAAAUGAGGCACCCAAUAAUGCAUCCAAAGAUGUAUUAGUUCAAUUACCAACUGAAGUAUCUAUUGCUAAGUAAGCAAUCGAUAUCAAGAAAAGCCCCACCAACAUUAUUUAUUUUCAAUAACUACUUCAUCAAAUCGUAAAAGCAAAACUUGACAUACGUAUUUAAAAAGUGAUAUCAAGUAAAGGUCUAUAUCUUGAGUAAGAUUGAUAACUAUUUAGCGAUAAUUUUUAUGUAGAUCUUGGUUAACAAUUGAUAGUAAAAAGCCUAUACCAUUUUGCAAAUGAAUUGAAUAGAUAACGAAAACAUGGAUAAAGAUUUGACGUUCUAUAUUAGAUGAUAAAAUAGGUCAUAUUAGUAUGGCAAAUACAUUCACAUUUUUAAUGAUUAAAAAUUGGUUAGGAUAUAUAUAUUUUGAUAAAACUACUAUUUUGCAGACUUUCAUGAUUUACAGUAUACGAUGGACCUGAUACGAUUGCUUCGUCAAGACUCGUACAAAAAUAUGUCGAUUUAUGAGUGUGAUGUAUUGAUGUGUUUAAUGAUGUAUUUAGCGUAUAAGUCAAACAAGACAUAUAAUAGACAAGUCAAUAGAGGUAUUCAUGUUGGUAAAGUGACAAGCUUCAGCAAUGAACUCGUAAAUAUACCAGAAAAAUAAUAUCUGUCAACUAAUAACUGUCGCAGAAUUUGCGUUUUUUAUUAACUUAUACGGCGAGCUUGUAUCUAGAGAUAGAUCGCAAAAGUAUACAUUGACAAAACGUUUGACAUUGUUAGCAGCGUAAGGGAUUGAUUGAUAACAGUGAAGUACAAAUGGAAGAGUACAAUGCGUUACAUAAUUACCGAAAAAUGUCCAUGGAUAUUUUUUAUGGAAUGUACGUAUGUGAUACAUGUUACUAUAUAUAUUGUUCGUCGAAAAAAACUUACUCAUCAUCAAAAGUGACGGUGCUUGUAUUUUAAUUUUUUAUAAAAUUCAGAAAAUACUUAAAUCAAAUUUUUAACAUGCAUUUUUUACGUGUGGAAACUUUCAGCGGUACAAUCACGUAUUUGAAAAUACUGAUAAAAAUAUUUAUGAUUAUUCGUCGUCUGAUUUCGGUACACUUUUUAACUUUAACGCAGGGGUAGUUAACAAAUAAUUAGCAUAACAUUUAUUGCACAUGUAAAUUUGACACUUCAAUUAUCGUUGUUGGUUGAAAACUACCUUCAAUAACAAGUUUUAAUUUUUAAGCCGCUCACUUAGAACGAACACUCCGACGAAAAUUGUAAUCAUAUAGACUGAUUAUUUUAAAAGCACCAAGUAUUACACAACACUGAGGCCAGUAUGUAAUGAUGUCUUAAAAAACUAAAACCUAUAAUAAAACCAUUGAGAACCAUUGAGUGUUCUCAAGUGAAGUUUAUGAGAAGAAAAUUUCGAAUUAUUACAAUUUUACUGUGAUAAUGAUCAAACUGUUCAAGAGUGCAACUUGCACGAUAUAAAUGUUGUAUUGGUGACUGUUAAAUGUUAAUGACAUAUAUAUUCAACGUCGACACUUUUAUUAAACGUCUUUGAGUAGUUAUUUAUUAGAACAAAAAUACUUAAAUGAGUUUUCAUAUUGAACGAUAUGAGAAGAAUAUAUGGAUUAACGAAGUCUAGAUUAAGCUGGUAAAAAGUGAUAUGAGCAAACCACUUUGAUCUCAUUGAACGCACUCAUUUAUGUAUUUACUUUGAAUUGAUAAUUUCCUAAUGUAGUAUUAUUUAAAUAAUAUGCUAUAGGCAGGUAUGCACUUGACUAUACUCUGAUUCGUUAAUUAUAUUCAAUGAACAAAACUCGCUAUUUAUUCGUAUUCGUUUAGUUUGUUCAAUGAGCAAAGCUCGAAUACUCAUUAUUCAUGUGUACCUCCAGAAGAAAGUAUUAUUUAUCACACUCAAACAAUAAGCGUUGAAUACACAAACAAUUUUAUUAUCUAACAUGAAAAUAAACUAAUUUU